GAAGCACGAUUUCUACCAGACUUCAAUGCGCUGGAGAAGUGUGUGCAACCGGCGAGACGGAGGCUCAGGCGCGGUGCGCCGCCGUCCUGGGCUCCGCGUGUUUGCUUUCAGCGCCGGCUUCCUGCGGGACCGCAUGAACGGGGCCUUUCUGGUUCUGCGGCCUCUGCUGGGGCGGGGCGGGCUGGGGGCGCCCGGCCAGCCCGUUUCAAGGGAGCCGCCGGGAGCCGACCAGGCGGGCCGGCGCUGCCUCGGCCGCGACGUCGAAGGAAACCAGCGCGGUUUUCCUUCUUCUGCUAACGGCGCACCACAAGACAGCAGGUGUGCGGAGACGGCCACAGCAGGUGUGCGGAGACGGCCGCAGCAGAGAAGCAGCCGCUGGGCUGCAGCCCAGGCUCCUGGCCUCACGGAGCGCCCAGCUCACCUCUUGCUCCGGGAGGUGCCUGUGAAGUGUUCCAGGCCUGGGAAGAGAGAGUUCUUCUCCUCCCGACCCGCUGGGAGCACCGCGGCCGUCUCAGCUGAAGCCUGGAGCGGCAGCGAGGUGGACGCAGCGGCGCGGCCGGAGGCGGAGCGCGGGGGCGGCGGGGAGGAGGACCUGCGGACCGCGCUCCAGGCCGGCCGGGAAGCCGCGCCCUGGCAGAGGAGCGGCCGGGGCUCCGAGACCCCGAGAUAG
Messenger RNA from Rangifer tarandus platyrhynchus (Svalbard reindeer), 670 nucleotides. The record is from the annotation of a GenBank genome assembly. NCBI's taxonomy places the organism in Eukaryota, Metazoa, Chordata, Mammalia, Artiodactyla, Cervidae.